Molecule: messenger RNA, 7131 nt
Organism: Pongo pygmaeus (Bornean orangutan)
Lineage: Eukaryota; Metazoa; Chordata; Mammalia; Primates; Hominidae
Gene: KCNT1
Product: potassium sodium-activated channel subfamily T member 1
Exons: 32
Coding region: 57-3827 (1256 amino acids)
Biological process (GO): potassium ion transmembrane transport
Cellular component (GO): plasma membrane
Molecular function (GO): intracellular sodium-activated potassium channel activity; outward rectifier potassium channel activity
Source: RefSeq, a predicted model, not a curated record
AAGGUGGCGGCUCCCACUCGCUUCUCCCUCGGGUCGGGUCCGAGCUGCCAGGCCGCAUGCCACUCCCCGACGGGGCGCGUACCCCAGAGGGCGUCUACCGGGAGGCGCGCGGCGGGGGCUACACGAACCGGACCUUCGAGUUUGACGACGGCCGAUGCGCCCCCAGGCAGCCCUGCGCGGGGGACGGCGCGCUCCUGGACACCGCCGGCUUCAAGAUGAGCGACCUGGACUCGGAGGUGCUGCCCUUGCCGCCGCGCUACCGCUUCCGGGACCUGCUGCUGGGAGACCCGUCCUUCCAGAACGACGACAGGGUCCAGGUGGAGUUCUACGUUAACGAGAACACCUUCAAGGAGCGGCUCAAGCUGUUCUUCAUCAAAAACCAAAGAUCGAGCCUGAGGAUCCGGCUGUUCAACUUCUCCCUGAAGCUCCUCACCUGCCUGCUCUACAUCGUGCGCGUCCUGCUCGAUGACCCGGCCCUGGGCAUCGGAUGCUGGGGCUGCCCAAAGCAGAACUACUCCUUCAAUGACUCGUCCUCCGAGAUCAACUGGGCUCCCAUUCUGUGGGUGGAGAGAAAGAUGACACUGUGGGCGAUCCAGGUCAUCGUGGCCAUAAUAAGCUUCCUGGAGACGAUGCUUCUCAUCUACCUCAGCUACAAAGGCAACAUCUGGGAGCAGAUCUUCCGCGUGUCCUUCGUCCUGGAGAUGAUCAACACACUGCCCUUCAUCAUCACGAUCUUCUGGCCGCCGCUGCGGAACCUGUUCAUCCCCGUCUUUCUGAACUGCUGGCUGGCCAAGCAUGCGCUGGAAAACAUGAUUAACGACUUCCACCGUGCCAUCCUGCGGACACAGUCGGCCAUGUUCAACCAGGUCCUCAUCCUCUUCUGCACCCUGCUGUGCCUCGUUUUCACGGGGACCUGCGGUAUCCAGCACCUGGAGCGGGCGGGCGAGAACCUGUCCCUCCUGACCUCCUUCUACUUCUGCAUCGUCACCUUCUCUACCGUGGGCUACGGCGACGUCACACCCAAGAUCUGGCCAUCGCAGCUGCUGGUGGUCAUCAUGAUCUGCGUGGCCCUCGUGGUGCUCCCGCUGCAGUUCGAGGAGCUCGUCUACCUCUGGAUGGAGCGGCAGAAGUCGGGGGGCAACUACAGCCGCCACCGUGCGCAGACGGAGAAGCAUGUGGUCCUGUGCGUCAGCUCCCUCAAGAUCGACCUUCUCAUGGACUUCCUGAACGAGUUCUACGCCCACCCCCGGCUCCAGGACUAUUACGUGGUCAUCCUGUGCCCCACGGAGAUGGAUGUCCAGGUGCGCAGAGUCCUGCAGAUCCCUCUGUGGUCCCAGCGGGUCAUCUACCUCCAGGGCUCUGCGCUCAAAGACCAGGACCUCAUGCGAGCUAAGAUGGACAAUGGGGAGGCCUGCUUCAUUCUCAGCAGCAGGAACGAGGUGGACCGCACAGCCGCAGAUCACCAGACCAUCCUGCGCGCCUGGGCCGUGAAGGACUUCGCCCCCAACUGCCCCCUCUACGUCCAGAUCCUCAAACCUGAAAACAAGUUUCACGUCAAGUUUGCCGACCAUGUGGUGUGUGAGGAGGAGUGCAAGUAUGCCAUGCUGGCACUGAACUGCAUCUGCCCGGCGACCUCCACCCUCAUCACCCUGCUGGUGCACACGUCCCGCGGCCAGGAGGGACAGGAGUCUCCGGAGCAGUGGCAGCGCAUGUACGGGCGCUGCUCGGGCAACGAGGUGUACCACAUCCGCAUGGGUGACAGCAAGUUCUUCCGCGAGUACGAGGGCAAGAGCUUCACCUACGCGGCCUUCCACGCCCACAAGAAGUACGGCGUGUGUCUCAUUGGGCUGAAGCGGGAGGACAACAAGAGCAUCCUGCUGAACCCGGGGCCCCGGCACAUCCUGGCCGCCUCCGACACCUGCUUCUACAUCAACAUCACCAAGGAGGAGAACUCGGCCUUCAUCUUCAAGCAGGAGGAGAAGCGGAAGAAGAGGGCGUUCUCGGGGCAGGGGCUGCACGAGGGUCCGGCCCGCCUGCCUGUGCACAGCAUCAUUGCCUCCAUGGGGACAGUGGCCAUGGACCUGCAGGGCACAGAGCACCGGCCCACACAGAGCGGCGGGGGGGGCGGGGGCAGCAAGCUGGCACUGCCCACGGAGAACGGCUCGGGCAGCCGGCGGCCCAGCAUCGCGCCCGUCCUGGAGCUGGCCGACAGCUCGGCCCUGCUGCCCUGCGACCUGCUGAGCGACCAAUCGGAGGAUGAGGUGACGCCGUCGGACGAUGAGGGACUCUCCGUGGUAGAGUACGUGAAGGGCUACCCUCCCAACUCGCCCUACAUCGGCAGCUCCCCAACCCUGUGCCACCUCCUGCCUGUGAAAGCCCCCUUCUGCUGCCUGCGGCUGGACAAGGGCUGCAAGCACAACAGCUAUGAAGACGCCAAGGCCUACGGGUUCAAGAACAAGCUGAUCAUCGUCUCGGCAGAGACGGCCGGCAAUGGGCUGUACAACUUCAUCGUGCCGUUGCGGGCCUACUACAGAUCCCGCAAGGAGCUGAACCCCAUUGUGCUGCUGCUGGACAACAAGCCCGACCACCACUUCCUGGAAGCCAUCUGCUGCUUCCCCAUGGUCUACUACAUGGAGGGCUCCGUGGACAACCUGGACAGCCUGCUGCAGUGUGGCAUCAUCUACGCGGACAACCUGGUGGUGGUGGACAAGGAGAGCACCAUGAGCGCCGAGGAGGACUACAUGGCGGACGCCAAGACCAUCGUCAACGUGCAGACCAUGUUCCGGCUCUUCCCCAGCCUCAGCAUCACCACGGAGCUCACCCACCCUUCCAACAUGCGCUUCAUGCAGUUCCGCGCCAAGGACAGCUACUCUCUGGCUCUUUCCAAACUAGAAAAGAGGGAGCGAGAGAACGGCUCCAACCUGGCCUUCAUGUUCCGCCUGCCGUUUGCCGCCGGCCGCGUCUUCAGCAUCAGCAUGUUGGACACGCUGCUCUACCAGUCCUUCGUGAAGGACUAUAUGAUCACCAUCACCCGGCUGCUGCUGGGCCUGGACACCACGCCGGGCUCGGGGUACCUCUGUGCCAUGAAAAUCACCGAGGGCGACCUGUGGAUCCGCACGUACGGCCGCCUCUUCCAGAAGCUCUGCUCCUCCAGCGCCGAGAUCCCCAUCGGCAUCUACCGGACAGAGAGCCACGUCUUCUCCACCUCGGAGCCCCACGAUCUCAGAGCCCAGUCCCAGAUCUCGGUGAACAUGGAGGACUGUGAGGACACGCGAGAAGUGAAGGGGCCCUGGGGCUCCCGCGCUGGCACCGGAGGCAGCUCCCAGGGCCGCCACACGGGCGGCAGUGACCCCGCAGAGCACCCACUGCUGCGGCACAAGAGCCUGCAGUGGGCCCGGAGGCUGAGCCGCAAGGGGCCCAAGCAGGCGGGCCGGGCGGUGGCCGCGGAGUGGAUCAGCCAGCAGCGCCUCAGCCUGUACCGGCGCUCUGAGCGCCAGGAGCUCUCCGAGCUGGUGAAGAACCGCAUGAAGCACCUGGGGCUGCCCACCACCGGCUACGAGGACGUAGCAAAUUUAACAGCCAGUGAUGUCAUGAAUCGGGUAAACCUGGGAUAUUUGCAAGACGAGAUGAAUGACCACCAGAACACCCUCUCCUACGUCCUCAUCAACCCUCCGCCCGACACGAGGCUGGAGCCCAGCGACAUUGUCUAUCUCAUCCGCUCGGAUCCCCUGGCUCACGUGGCCAGCAGCUCCCAGAGCCGGAAGAGCAGCUGCAGCCACAAGUUGUCGUCCUGCAACCCCGAGACUCGUGACGAGACACAGCUCUGAGCCAGCCCUGCAUGGAGCUCGGGCCACCAAGCCCAGGGUCCUCAGCAAGGACGUAGAGGAGCGUGUGAGGACACGGUGGCACUAGCAUGACCCUGGGGAUGCCCACACUCUGGUCACCAUGACUCCUGGGACUCCACCCUGGAAAGGAGCCCCUCAUGCGGGGGGGGAGGGCCAGCUUACCCCUGGGCACCUGCAGGCUAGUGAGGAGAGUUUUUUAACCUAUUUUUACACAUCGAUGCAGUCCACUUCUCUUUACACAGAUGUACCGCAACUCGUGACCGGGGCUGGCUGGGAGGGCAACGCAGGGACCGGACGCCCUGCAGGGCCGAGCCCAGGCUGUGCUGGAGGGUGGGGCUGGGGUGCAUGGGGAGGGGAACAGAACCCAGCACCCAGGAGCCCCGCGUGGGCCACACCCAACUCAGAGCCGGCCUGAGCUUUCACGGCGAAGCAGCCUCACUUCCUUCCAGCCAAGGGCUGGGGGCCAGGGCUGCUGUUCUGCACUCUGUGGGGCGGGUGAGGGGGACCCUGGGCUGUUUGCUGUCCUGAGCCCCUUCUGGAAGUUAGAAGCAGCAAAGGGCCCAGGGAAGCCGGGCAUGUGAUAGGGGUGCGUCCCCAGGUCCCCCAGAGGGCCCUGUUGCCGAGGACCUUUCUGAAGGAAGCAGAAGACGCCGUUUCCUCUACUUCACACGGAACUUUCCCGGCCACUGCGUCUGGGGGGCGUUGGGCAGAAGAUGGUGCAUUUCCAUGGACCGUUUUACACUUACCUUUUAAAGCAAAGCCUCAUUUUCUAAACCCCUGACUUGUGAAGCACAAUUCAGCCUCCGGGCUGGGCCACGUGGAGAGAGAGGAUCUUCUUAGCAAGGCGAGAUCCCGGGCGGCGGCUGACAUCAGGAGCGCCGCCCCACGUCCUUUGCUGCUGGUUCCUUACUGGUUUGUACGGUCAGCGCUGGAACCUUCUAUUAAACGGAUGCAUUCUGGAGGCAUGAAGUUACAAGUCGCCCUGCUCGUGUUUCCAAGGCUCUCACCCCUCCCAGCCACCCCAUUUUAAGGGUUACAAACACCUGCUGGGGUCCCCACCCCAACCCCAUAGGCAAGCCCCCAUUCCCCCGCCAGGCCAGGACAGUCCUUCCAAAACUCGAGAACCAAAUUGUAUUUGGCUACUGGUGACUGGAUCCUGGUGUCCAGGAGGGCUGUCUGCUGAGCUGUACAUCAGCCUCAGCCCUGCAGCCAGGCGUGUCCCUGGGGUGGGCACAGUGACCCCAGGCUCUGCCUACAGUGGCACAGAACUCAUCUGAGGCCAGUGGCUGCUAGGGAUCCCCUACACUGGGGGUCAGGGCUGCUCCAGGCGGGGAUGUGUGCGCACCUCACCACGUUCACUUCAGGGUACCCUAAGAGGCUGAAGGGGAAGCACCAAAAGGCCGAGGUACAGCCCCUCCCCGGUGUCAGGGCAGACAACACAGCAGCUGCUGGAGAGGCCGGCCCUGGCCACACAGACUAGCUAGUUCCCCUACUCCUGGCCUGCCUGGAACCCUCCUGCUCAGAAGGUGCCCACUAGCCCUCGGUGGGAGACAGAGCCAGACAUGGGCGAUCAAGAAGAGGCUGUGUGCAUUCAGGGGGCCAGAAAGUCCCAGGACCUUGAUGGAGUGGCAGGGGUUGAGGUUGGGCUAGGGUGGCCAGAGCCUGUCCCAACAGGGCUGGGGUCUGUCAGGUUCCCGGGAUCCAACCAGCGAGCAAGCCCUGCCCCGCAGUCGCCCUGCCCCGCAGUCGCCCUGCCCCGCAGUCACCCUGCCCCGCAGUCAUCCUGCAGCAGGAAGGCCCAAGUCUGCCUCACCUGGGCGGUCUUUCAUGUCACCCACACCCUGGCCCCCAGGUGAGGGGGGCUGCACAACACCUGCAAGGAGAAGAGGGGAGAGAAAAGCCGGCGUGGCUGUUGGGAUGGGAGGGCCACAGCUCCAGCAGUAGCAUGGGGAGCUGUUGCCCCUGGAGCCCCACACUGGGAAGAGCUGGCCUCUAGGAGGCACCAUGGGGGAGUCACAGGACUUGUUCGGGAUUGACUUGCAAUGUGGACGGUGUUCCCGGAGUCCCUUGUGGCCACUCCACCACUGCGAGGCCAGGAGGCAUCUUAGCCUUUGAGCCUCUCUCCAAGGGUGAGUGGAGUCCCCCAAAGAGGCCUGGGGGCUUGCUGCCCAAGAGGGGCUGGGUAGGUACUUUGGGCCUCUGAGAACAUCAGUGGUCCGUUCCCUCCUGCACGUCGGCGGCAAGUGGCAGCAUUUUCAUAAUCUCCGGUAGUGAGGCCACUUCAGGUCCCGGCCUGGACAUCCGAGGAGGAGGCGGGCAGUCCCUGCCCCUUCACUAACCACAGAGGAUGCCAGCUCUAGGCCCCCUGCUCUGCCUGGAGCUCAUGCAGGCAGCCGUGGACACACGUGGCACCCAGCGCCCAGCGGCCUGUGACUCCUCCUGUGGGCAAGGCUGGGAGCCAGGGGAUGGAACCAGGCAGGUCAGUGACUGUGAGAUGCCAGAUGCCAGCCCAAGAAAAGCUGCUUGCAGCAUCUGGAACCUUCUCUACUCUCCUUGGCCUCUGUGUUCUUCAUCUCCGGAUUUAGGGAGCAGCUGGGGUGCCUCUCUGCUUGUCCCGAGCCCACUCACCAACAGCCCCGGCUUGUACAGUCAUGACAUCAGGAAGGUGGGUCCCUGCUCCCCCAGCCGUCCUCGUCCACCAUCACUUCUCUCAGCCUCGUGUCCUGCUGACCCAUAAAAGGUCCUCCUGCAAAGUACACCAAGUGAAGUAGGAUCUGAGCAAAGGUUGAGAGACUGAAUUCCCUAAGUCAUCACUGCCUAGAAUAAGCGAAAAGAAUUUUUUUAAUGCUUUACGGUAGAAUUAUUUGAAACAUACAAAAUUAGUGAGACACCUGCUAUUUUCCUUAUUCCUGUUUUUUGUUUGUUUUUAUUUUCCUUAUACCUAAUAAUUCAUCUAACAGAAAACUGGGCAGGGCGCAGUGUCUCACACCUGUAAUCCCAGCACUUUGGGAAGCCAAGGCAGGUGGACUGCUUGAGCCUAGGAGUUUAAGAUCAGCGUGGGCAACAUGACAAACCCUGACUCUAUCAAAAAAUACAAAAAAAAAAAAAAUUAGCUAGACAUGGUGGCAUGUGCAUAUAGUCCCAGGUACCCAAGAGGCUGAGGAAGGAGGAUCACCUGAGCUGGGGAGGUUGAGGCUGCCGUGAGCUGAGAUUGCACCACUGCACUCCAGCCUGGGUGGCAGAGAGAGACCCCGCCUCAAACAAAAAUAAAUAAAUAAAAAGAAAA